UGUCACCGAGUGUCACGCCGCCCUCCCCGCCCCUCCGCCGGGGGUGUGGGAGCGCAGCGGAGCGCGCGGCAGAGGGCCGGGCGCUUGGGGACGCGGGAGUGCGGGGUUCUGGGCGAGCCGCGCGGCACACCGAGCACGCUGGACGCCUGAGCUCGGCGCGGAGCCCGGAGCCCGGAGCCCGGAGCCGGCCGCCACCCGCCUCCUGUGCCCUGGGCGGCAGUCCCGGCCGCGGCAGCCCGGCUCCCGGGGAGCGCGCCCCGCCAUGGAGCCUUCGCACAAAGACGCCGAGACGGUGGCAGCGGCGGCGGCGGUGGCUGCGGCGGCGGCGGCGGACCGGGGGACGUCCUCGUCCAGCGGGGUGGUGGUGCAGGUCCGCGAGAAGAAGGGCCCCCUGCGCGCCGCCAUCCCCUACAUGCCCUUCCCCGUGGCCGUCAUCUGUCUCUUCCUCAACACUUUCGUGCCGGGACUGGGGACGCUCGUCUCGGCGUUCACCGUGCUGUGUGGUGCCCGCACUGACCUCCCGGACAGGCACGUGUGCUGCGUCUUCUGGCUGAACAUCGCUGCGGCUCUCAUCCAGAUGCUCACGGCCAUCGUCAUGGUGGGCUGGAUCAUGAGCAUCUUCUGGGGCAUGGACAUGGUCAUCCUCGCCAUUUCCCAAGGCUACAAGGAGCAGGGCAUCCCACAGCAGCUGUGAGCCCGGGCGAGCCACUGAGAAGCCCGGUGUCCAGGAGGGCCACGUCGGGCAGAGGCGGGCACGGGGUCUUCACAUGUUCUCUUCUGCCGCUUCCCGGGUUUGGAGUGGAAAGAGGGGACUUAAAAAUAUUAUUUAUUUUGAAAACGCAUCUGCUUUUCUCAGCAGGCUCUAAGGGCUACCAGCUCCUCCCGCUGCUCCAGACAGCCCUGUAGUGCAGACACACAGGGCAUCUGGGCUGGGUGGGGAGUGGGAUGGAGAUGGGAAUGCCUAGAGAGAGGCAGGAGCGCCCCGGCCCGGACCGCUUCGCGUCACCCGCUGCCCACUGCGAGGGCGCGAGGGGCCGCCAGUCCAGGCAGCAGUGGCCCCGUCCUGACGAGCAGGGCUCGUCAAGGGGCAGGACUGCAGCGGACACCUCCUCCGGGUGCCCAGCCCCUGCCAGAUUGGUCUCCUGGGGGCAGCGGGAGUGAGGAUGGACAGACUCCAGCCCAGUGUGGAAAGGCCUGCUGUGCCCUCAGCUGUCAGGGGGACGGAUCCCUGCAGGUGUCUGCUGACCCUAAUGCAGCCCUCACCUCCUCGCCCCUGAAAUCUCCAGGCCUGGGUGUGUUUGACCUUUGUUUCCCUGGGAAGGAGGGCAGUGGCUCCAUUCCCGGGGCGAAACUGCUGGAAUUGCCGGAUAUUCAUUCACAAAUUUACCAACCCAGGCUUGCAUGGGCAGCCUUUCCCGUUAUACUUAACACCAUUUGGGGUCCACACUUUUCCUGAAAUCCUUGGGGCCGAAUGGGUCUCUGACGUGACAAAUUUUGCAUCUGAGGAGGAGAAUAAGAGAUAUUUGCCGUACAUUUCCUUACAGCCCGGCAGAAUCUGGACAGCGCACCACCAUCAAACGCGCGACCAUUUCUGCAGAGAAACAUGUGAAUAGUCAGACUAAUUAGGAUCAAUAAAACUGUAAAUAGCCUUACCACAG
Messenger RNA from Balaenoptera musculus (blue whale), 1658 nucleotides. RefSeq names its product stum, mechanosensory transduction mediator homolog (gene STUM). The transcript has 4 exons. The record is from RefSeq and is a predicted model, not a curated record. NCBI's taxonomy places the organism in Eukaryota, Metazoa, Chordata, Mammalia, Artiodactyla, Balaenopteridae. The coding region runs from base 263 to 694 and encodes 143 amino acids.